AUGGAGAUCUGUGACUUAAGACAUAGACAAACACUCACUGAAGAAACUGUUGAUCGACUUAAACUAGAACAUGUCAGUACUGUUCAAGAUGUUGAAAAAAUCAAAAUUGAGGUUGAUAAAAUUGCCAUUUCUGAUGAUGAAAUCCCAUAUGUCUUUCACGCUCCAAGGAAAAAUCCAUGGUUUGGUGGUCGUGUAUCUGAACUGGAGGACUUAGCAAGUCUUUUGCGGUUAGAUGAUGCCAGUCAACCUAAAGUAAACAUCGCAGCUGUGUGCGCUUUGGGUGGAGUGGGAAAAACAAGUUUGGCUACCGAGUUUGCACAGCAGAGGAAGGAUUACUACACAGGUGGUGUUUAUUGGUUUUCUGGUGAAGACGACAAUACGUUUGAAAAUAGCGUCUACGAUGUUUCUUCGCGCCUCAGGAUACAAAGGGAUUCGUUCGAACAUACCUUUUCGGCCACAUUGGCAAUGAUAUCUCGAACUAAAAACCCGUGGUUGAUCGUUCUUGAUAACAUGGAUCAGUUGAGUCUUUCAGCCAAUAUUGUUAAGCUGGUAUCUGGACCUUGGCAGCACGGUGCGUCCGGUCACCUUUUAAUUACACGAGAAGAAAGCCCACUGCUUUAGCCAACGAUAUCCGAGAUUACGACGAAACACGUUGCCAGCGUCUGAAAUGUUUUGAAAUUGAAGAAGGGAAGAAAUUUCUUUUCCGCAGAGUUGCAAUUGUUCAUCACGAAGAAGUACAUAUAGUUGCUGAGAAAUUAGUUCAACAGCUUGGUGGACUACCUUUAGCUCUUGAACAAGCCGGGGCUUAUAUCAAAUCGCUACCUUGUACAAUAUCCCAAUAUCUGGAGCUUUAUGAUUCGCAGCGCCUUCGUCUUCUUAACCGACAAAAGGCAACGCCUGUUUCAGUUUAUGAUUCGCCUGAGAGAUUAGCUGUUCGUACAACGUGGCAUCUUAAUUUCGAGCACAUCAAACAGACUGUUGAUGAUGGAAAGGCAGCAAUUAGGUUUCUCUACGCGUCAGCAUUUUUAAAUCCAAAUGAGAUUCAAAAGAACAUUAUAAACGUUGGCGAACCACCCGUCGAAGAUGGAGAGUUUAGUGAAUGUGUGAAGACAACUUUGGGGCGUCAACAAGUCUUGAAACUGUUAACUGAUUUUUCACUUUUUAAGGAAACUCUUUCUUCCAACCUUAGCGUCCACCACUUAGUACAGGAGGUCAUACAGGACAAUCUAAAUCAAGAAGAGGAACUCCGAUCUAUAAAUGAUGCCAUUUGUAUGCUACAUUAUGCUUUCCGAAAAUGUCCUUCUCCUGAUGAACUUCUUUCAAGUGAAAGGGAAGGACGAGCGUCUAUUAUUUUUGGGAAUCAGUCGCGUUUUUACAAGUGGCAUAAACUAUGUUUACAUAGUUACGAUCUUGUAAGACAUUUGAAGAGAAUGAUCAAACAGUCUAACGUCGAUAUCGCGAAGAUAUUUCAACCUGAAACGGCUAGAAUAGUGUGUGAAUGUGCUAUCCAUUUGAGUGCUAACUCAAAGCACGAUGAAGCAAAGGAAGUAGCCAAUUUUGCCAAUGACAUCUUAAAUUUAAGCAAUCGACAACUUCCUGCGAGCUCCCUUUUCCCUCACAUCAUACCUCUACCUGAGUUAGUUCGCCGGCAUAUCCAGUAUUCGUGCAACGCACCAGCAACUAGCAAGAAAGCUGAAUGCAGAGAUGGUGUGGAGAUGCCAAUCCAUCCAGUUACCCCUGAGCAGAUCGACGAAAUGCGAUUAAGAGGAAAUGAUUUGUUUAAAAAGUGUUUUUACAACGAUGCACUGAAAAUUUAUUCUGACGCCAUUGACACAUCGAAGAAUACAACUUUCUUUGAGGUUAGGUUGUUAAGCAAUCGAGCAUCGGUAUAUCUUAAGCUUGGGAAAUACGAUGAAGCCUUGCAAGAUGCAGAAGAUUACAUAUUACAACGACCAAAAUGUUGGAGAGGUUAUGCCAGGAAGGCGUUGGCCCUUGUUGAGAUGAAGAAUAUGCCGGAUGCGUGUGUUGCAGCUUCGAUAGCAUUUUACUACAAGAGGAAUGUUUUUCGUGAUUUUGAACCUUUUAGGAGAAAAUUCGGAUCUUCAAUGGAGAAGCGUCUGUUUGUGUGUCGCAACACCUCAGAUUUGUCAGCAGCCUUGUGGAAUGUGAGAAAUUCCUUUAUCUGGCAGAAUCUAUCCGGGAAUUCAAAGGAUUUACCUGUUAUCAUUUUAGAAAACGGCGAUUACUUUGUUUCCCCACAUACUAUUGACCCCGUCCUUUUUAAUAGGAAAGAUGAACUUCCUAUUGGAAACUGUAUUCUUGUAGGUAGUGAUGGUGAAUGUUUGGUAACGAUUGAUGAUAACUAUGAUGUAGUUGUCGGUUUGUUUUUUUCCGCUUACAAUAUUCGCUUCCACUGUCGCUUUUCUAACUGUCAUUUUCUACUUGACUCAGUCGUGAAACUCACUCACUGUUCUUUUACGAGUUCCAACGAUACUCACGCUUCUUUUAGCUCCUGUGGGAAAUUGAAAGUCGAUUUUUGUAAGUUUUAUAAUUGCAUUAGAGGUGGAUUGCUGGUUGAAGGUGAUGCUGAAAUUACAAAUUCAGAGUUUUAUGACGACGCAGUGCCUUUAGAAGUGCGAAGAGGUGGACGUUUAGUUGUAAGAAAAAGCAAACUGUACGGCAAUAAGCAAGGAUUGCGUAUUGGUGAACAUGCAAAGGAAUGUGUUGUGGAAGAUUGUGAGCUUUAUGACAACAUGAAGAAUGGUAUUAUUGUCACUAAUUGUGCAUCUGAUGUUCUAUUAAAAGGGAACCGUAUUUAUGAUAAUGACAGAUGUGGGAUAAUAGUUGUUGAAAAUUCUAACGUAUCUAUAUUGGAGAACGAGAUUCUAAGAAACACUAAGUGGGGCAUAUUAAUCGAUGAUCUCAGUCAGGCUGUCGUGAAGAAAAAUAAAAUCAAGCAUAACCAGUGCGGUGGCAUUGGUUUCAUGAGAUCCUCGGUCGAAAAGUCCGUUAUAGAAUACAAUGAUAUUUCUUUUAAUUCCGGGCCUGGAAUUCACAACCUGGAAUAUUCAGCUAAAGACAGAAAAAAUAAGUUACAAGAUAACAAAGAGGUGAUCAAUCAACCAAAAGCAGAAGGUGAGGUCAAGGUGUGCUACUGCUGCAAAAAGCCGAACGCGACUUUAAGAAAAUGCGGCAAUUGCUUUACGGCUCAGUACUGUGGAAAACAAUGCCAGAAAAGUGAUUGGAGGAAUCACAAGGAGAUUUGCAACUAUCUCAUACCUGUCGAAGGGUCUGUUAUUGAACACAGUCACAUUUCGUUGAAUUCCGGAUCUAGAAUUAACAAAGAAGGAUUAUUACCGACUAAAUGCAGGGAAAAUAAGUUACAAGAUAACAAAGAAGUGAGGAAUCAACCAACGGCACAAAGUGAAGCCAAGUUAUGCUACUACUGCAAAAAGCCGGAAACGAAUUUGAAGAAAUGCACCUAUUGCUUUACAGCUCAAUAUUGUGGAAAGCAAUGCCAGAAAAGUGAUUGGAACAACCACAAGAAGCUAUGUUAUUGUCUCUUAUCUAAUGGAAGUAUUGUCUUAAACUAUGUUCAAGAAUCAAGGAUGAGAGUAUAUCUAUCUCCCAAUGACUUUAAAUAUACCAAUUAUAAAGCAAUGCGAGGAGCAGGCCUUCAACCGGUCGGUCCAAAAUACUGUCCACCACCAAAUACGACGACUUGGUUUAUUGUUAAGAUGAGCGCUGUUCCGGUGCUGAAAGGAAAAGAUUUCGACACUUCUGUGGUUCGACUAUACGAUCGCAGUCUGAAGAUAGAUGGGAGUCUGAUUGGUGCUGAUCAGAUUUACGAUCUUGUCUGGCAGCAUGGCGCAAUGGGACAGGCUGUCACUUGCUGUAAAAAAUUGUUCAUGUGGGUUAAAGGUCCUGAAGAUGGAAAAAUUCGUGUCUUCAUCAACGAGUUUCCUUCCUAUCAAUACUGGUGAUCAACAUGUUAGGGAGACAUGAAUUAAUAAAAUUUAAUAUAUAAUUGCUUAUAAUGCUGUUAUUUGAUGCAUACAAGACUAAUAUGUAUGUAUUCUUGUAUUGAACAUGACAAUUAUGUUAUUUUUUUCUCGAUGAUGUAAAGCAUUUGAAUGAUUUGUAAAGC
Molecule: messenger RNA, 4147 nt
Organism: Paramuricea clavata
Lineage: Eukaryota; Metazoa; Cnidaria; Anthozoa; Malacalcyonacea; Plexauridae
Source: the annotation of a GenBank genome assembly